AUGCCAUUCUUUAUUGCUCUGAUAAUAUUGUGCAUAAUUGUGCUUACAGCUAUAAUGUUAUGUUCUGCUAUACUCUUGGCUAUGUGGCAAGAACGAAAAUCUUCUCGUUAUAAAACUUUCUUUUAUAAAAGUUGGUGGAACGAGGGAUUUAUUAACUUGUUUACGUUCAUUUUCUUCCUAUUGACUAUGUAUGCACGAUGCUUCAGCAAUACGGCUUUCAUCUUCCUCUAUUUGAAUCGUUAUCCGUGGUGGACGAAGUUUGCGCAGAUCACCGUAGAGCACGUAUUGUGUAUACAGAUUAUGAACGUGCUCUUAACAGUGGCAGCACGAUUUUUCAACUUAUGCUUACCACUCUCAAGAAUUGCUCUUGUUGCCGAAAAAUUGGGGAACUGGCAGAUUUUUGUGCUACAGGCUUUUGUUCCCACUCUGGUAGUUAUUCCGUUGUACGCCCUUUUUGAUUUCCAAUAUGGAUUAGAUGAUGUCACAACUCCACUGUUACUGAGAUCCCCCAGCGUACAUUACGACCAGAUUAUGCUUCUUAUCGGACUGAUUUAUCGAGUUGCCGCACUUGUACUAUGUGUAUUCGUUUAUAUCUCUCUCUUCUGGACAGUGCGGAAAAAAGCAAAACGCAGUGAGACAAACAUUCUGAUUUAUGGCGGAUGCCUAUUACUAGCACUUGCUGCUGUGGUGUUAUGCACUAUAUGCCGAGGUUUUCGUAUAGGAGAGGAUGAGGCAUUCAUGCGGCUGUUUUAUUUAACCUUGAUGUUGUGGAUUCCAUGCACUGAUAUACUAAUGACAAUAUGCGUUAUAACGCCAGUACGGGAGAGUAUUUUCAAACGGUUCAAAAAGUUUCGUAUAAUUUUUGCUGCAAGUACGAAUGGUGAAUCUUCGUGA
Messenger RNA from Cylicocyclus nassatus, 894 nucleotides. The record is from the annotation of a GenBank genome assembly. Lineage: Eukaryota; Metazoa; Nematoda; Chromadorea; Rhabditida; Strongylidae.